AUGACACAACUUGGAAACUCGUUUGAUUUCUUCACAUCAGCACGGGACUCACUGACCCCUGACCCCGAGGAAUUCUUGAAUAUGCCCCAUGCGCCGGUCGCAAACAUGGGUGGCGAAGCCGCCGUGCAACGAGAAAGCUCUACCAUGCCUGGCAGCAACGGCGAACUGCUCCCCGAAGACUUUGAGCGCUUUGAUCGGGAGCAAGAACAACGAGACCACAAUGAUUCCGACUACACUCCGGGUGGGUCUAAACGAGCAGCUGACAGCAUAGAGGAAUCCCACUCGAAGCGUACAAGCCUGAACGAGGACAGCACACUUGUCAGCAAGCUCACAGCUAAGAACCGAAAGCCCGCACUCUUCGCAAAUUUCAGGUUUGGGGCGAAGAUCACACAUGAUGGCCGACCUACGCCCACAGUCCAGUUUAUUCUGAAAGCUCUCGAGCUCCUGAGCAAACACAACCAUACCCCACCCCCGCUUGACUGGAGCAAGGCAUUACUCGAGAAGGUGGCACAGCUCGCAAAGUGCACACAAAAGAUCAGUGAAGAAGUCUUGCAAGAUGCGAUCGAGAAUAUCAUGGCUGGCACACAUGGACCGAUGACGGCUAGCGACGUCAAAGUUAUAAUUGGUGUCUUGUCGAGGCCUAACCAUUCUCGUGACCGAUCACCAACCCUCAUGAGAUCGGACGCCAUUAAAGUCGUUCCUGGUGGCGAUGAUUCGGACGAAGACGAUGAAGGUCAAACGCCAAUUCAUGGCAGGAACACGGCCGACAGGUUGCUUUUUGCUCACCAGGAUGAAAGCCAAGAUCAGCAAAGUGCGCCAUUCAUGCCAGCGUAA
This is a messenger RNA of Fulvia fulva, 834 nucleotides long. RefSeq lists its product as uncharacterized. Bases 1 to 834 code for a protein of 277 amino acids. The transcript is spliced from 2 exons. The record is from RefSeq and is a predicted model, not a curated record. Lineage: Eukaryota; Fungi; Ascomycota; Dothideomycetes; Mycosphaerellales; Mycosphaerellaceae.